GACUGCGGUUUGGAGAUGAUGAAGAUGGGGCUGAUGAUGCUGAAUGGUAGCGCAUCCUCACUGUGUUUACUUGUGUGCGCGGUAGUUUUAUUCCCGGCGUGCUCGCACUCGCACCCGCAGCCGUGCCAGGUUCUCAAGCGCAUCGGCCAUACGGUUCGGGUGGGAGUUCUGCACGUGCAUCCUCGUUUACUCCCCGACACCAGUAACGUGGGGGCUGCGCCCGAGAGCAGAUAUGGGCGAGCGCAGGCGGACAAGCGGCCCCCAAAAAGUCCCGGCGCGGAGUUCGCAAGCCUCCGGAAUCGAGCUUCUGCGCCCAGCCAGCGGGGUGGAAGUAGGGGGAAAAUUCACGCACGGCAGCGGGAAGAGAACACGUCGUGGGAUAGUCGCACGUUCGCCCCCAGAGAGUCUGUCCUCCUCGCCGUGGAGGCUGUGAACCGAGCCGGGAUUCUUCCCUUCAAUUUGUCGCUGGAGCUCGUCAUGGCGGUUGGCUCGGGACUCGGCGAGCUGCCCGCCUUCUCCUUCAAGUCCCCGGGUAGCCCCGAGGACGAGGACCCGCUGUCCUUUGUGGAGAGCGUGUGCCACACGGUGGUCGUGCAAGGGGUCUCCGCCGUGGUGUCGUUCCCACGAAACCGUGACGAGUUUGUCAAGUUGGAAUUUAUAUCUCAAGCUCUACGGGUGCCGGUGCUCAGCAUUCUUCCCAGAGAGUUUAAGCGCCAAAGUGAGAAUCCUCUUCAUUUCCAAAUGGCCAUGCGGACAGCGGAGGCCCCAGCGGCCCAUCUCCUCUACUCCCUUUUGAUGAUCAAUGGCUGGUGGGACAUAAGCGUGUUGCUCUGCCAGGAAUGGGACAUAAGUGAAUUUAUUUUGCUCAUCAAAAAUAACAGCCGUUUCCACUUGGGCACGCUUGUCAACCUGACAGGUUCAACCUCCGCACUGCUUUCAUCUUCUUUACCAAACUCAGGAGGUGCACUAAGUGUUUCGACGGGAGCAGGGCGGUCAUCAUCAUCAUUUUCCCACCAUUUGCCUUCAUCGGCUUCGGCUUCCUCCGCCAAAAUGGACCAGCAGCAAGCUCUCUUGCAACAGUUGGAGGCCCUCAGAGAGCCUUCAUCCACGGUUGGAGUGGUGACGUUCGGGUGUGAGAUACGUGAGGUGCGUCGCCUGUGGGCGAUGGUUACGAGGAUGACGCUUCCGGAAUUCCAUUGGAUCUUGGGGGAUGGCCAGAACGUGGCUGAAUUGCGAACCGAGGGAUUACCUCUUGGACUCUUGGCGCACGGGGUUAUGGCGGCCCCCUCUCUGGAUCAAUAUGUCCAAGACGGAUUGGAGCUGGUGACACGGGCGAUUGGAAGUGCAGCCCAAGAGAAUCCAGCAAUGGCGCUCAUUCCUGGAACUACAAAUUGUAUGGAUGUACAGCAGAGCAAUGGAAGCUCAGGGGAAUAUUUGACAAGAUUUCUUUCCAACAUAGCCUUUGAGGGCCAGAGCGGCUUUAUAUCCAGAGAGCGUCAGAGCCAAAACGUCAUUUCAGAGGCCCAUCACUACAUCUGGUCCCUCCAGCUGGACCCUCUGGGCCAGCCAACCUGGACAAGACUAGGACGAUGGCGCAGAGGGAAAGUUCUGAUGGAUCAGGGGGCCUGGACGAGCCGCCAGGCCUCUGGAGGCGGAGGUGACUGGCGCAGACCCACAAGGCUGCAUUUACGGGUGGUGACACUGGUGGAGCAUCCGUUUGUAUUCACCCGGGACGUGGACGGAGAUGGGCUGUGUCCUGCUGGCCAGUUGUGCCUCGACCCGCUCACCAACGAUUCGUCAGUUUUACAGAGUUUUUUCCAAAAUCUUGCAGGACCAAAUGGAUCCGUCCCCUCUGACUCUAAAAAAUGCUGCUACGGUUACUGCAUUGACUUGCUGGAGAAACUCGCAGAGGAUAUGGGAUUCACCUUCGACCUCUACAUUGUUGGAGAUGGGAAGUACGGCGGCUUUAAGAACGGUCGCUGGACGGGAUUGGUGGGUGACCUCCUUAGUGGUGCUGCUCAUCUAGCUGUGACGUCUUUUAGCAUUAAUUCAGCAAGAAGCCAAGUCAUUGACUUCACCUCGCCCUUCUUCUCCACCAGCCUGGGAAUUCUAGUUCGUACCCGCGACACCGCAGCACCUAUCGGGGCCUUCAUGUGGCCACUGCACUGGUCCAUGUGGCUUGGCAUCUUCGUCUCUCUCCACGUCACAGCAAUCUUCCUCACCCUGUACGAGUGGCACAGUCCGUUUGGUAUGACGCCACGCGGACGCAACAGAGACCGGGUCUUCUCCUUCUCCUCAGCUUUGAACGUGUGCUACGCAAUCCUUUUCGGGAGAACCGUUGCCAUCAAGCCCCCGAAGUGCUGGACAGGCCGUCUGCUGAUGAACCUUUGGGCCAUUUUUUGUCUCUUCUGCCUGUCCACCUACACAGCUAACCUGGCGGCAGUCAUGGUUGGUGAGAAGACCUAUGAGCAGCUGUCAGGGAUCCAUGACCCGAAGUUGCACCAUCCCUCCCAGGGAUUCCGGUUUGCUACAGUGAGAGAAAGCAGCGCUGAGGACUACGUCAAAAAGAGUUUUCCCGAGAUGCACGAGUACAUGCGACGAUACAAUGUUCCAGCAACACCGGAUGGCAUACACAAUCUCAAGGCCGAUCCCCAGAAACUUGAUGCGUUCAUCAUGGACAAAGCUCUGCUGGACUAUGAAGUCUCAAUUGAUGCAGACUGCAAGACACUGACUGUUGGCAAACCAUUUGCCAUAGAAGGAUAUGGGAUUGGGCUCCCUCAGAACUCUCCCCUCACCUCCAACUUCUCUGAGCUUGUUAGUCAGUACAAGUCCGAUGGCUUCAUGGACAUGCUGCAUGACAAAUGGUACAAGGUGGUGCCAUGUGGGAAGCGCAGCUUUGCUGUUACUGAGACCUUACAGAUGGGUAUAAAGCAUUUCUCCGGGCUCUUUGUGAUGCUGUGUGUGGGUGUGGCCUUAUCUCUGCUGACCACCAUUGCGGAACACAUUGUGUACAAGCUGGUGAUCCCGAGGGUCAAAGAGCCACGCUUCAAAUAUUGGCUGCACACAAGCCAGAGAUUACACCGAGCCCUGAACUCUGUAUUUGCUGAUGACAAGCUGCAGACUGUCACCAAGCCUGAGAAGAGGUGCAAUGAAGGAAACAACCAGUCGGCAUCCUGGAAUCCCACGGAGUCCUCUCUGUGUACCAGACGUAGGGUUCUCCCAAACGAGGCGCACAAUGACUUGGAUUGCCCGUCCCGGGAUCUUCCGCUACCACCACCAGUUUCUGCUCUUCCUCUUCACCAUUCUCUCCCUCUACUGGAUAAACACCUGCCUAUUUUGUCCACCCCAAACGGUCGCACUAACCUUUUAGCCCGCUUGUAUCCCCAAGGACUGGGGCAAGGGCAGGGGAGCGCCACACCGAUCAUGGCCUCAGGACAGUGUGUGGGUUUAGGUGUGGGGGACUGUGGCCCUGGGCUCGGUGUAAAUCAGAGUCCACUGGCCCAGGAGCUGUCAGAACUGGAGAGUCAAAUCGCUGUGAUCAAGCAACAGCUGCAAUCAGCCAUGAGGAGAAAGAGAGAGCUUGAAAAGUACCAGUCAGAAAACCCACUACCAAAUCAGACUACACCCAGUCAAGCUACUGUGCACCAGUCUAACCAGUUUUCACAGGAUGCACGAUCCCACCAACAGACUAACCAACACCCAAACUCCAAAAUGUUUUAGAACUUUGAGAGUUCUAGAACUCUCAGAGUUCUAAAACAUUUCCCCAGUUUGUCCAGGGAAAACCUCCUCAAUGUGGUGUUCCUGGAAGAGGAUACACCCCUGAUGGAUGCAACUCAUUCAUUGAUGAAUGAUGUUUUAAGGGUCAGGAGAAGCUGGACUGAAAUGUUUUGUUUUUGGUCAUAUCCUGUGACCGUUCCCAAAAGAAUCAGUCAAUCAUUUCUUGGUAUGUGACAUGCAUUUGGCAGGAAGUAGUGGACAAUGCACUAAGCACCAAGUCAGUCCUUCCUUGCUUGUUACUGUUUGUGGUGAGCUGUGAAAAGCAUUCCCUCACUACCUCUUCACCACCUCCCAUCGCUCAUUGACUUCAUUUUCUUUCAUCGCUUCUUGACUGCUUCUCUCUCUUACACCUUCCCCACUAAGCCUUGCCUCUUCAAGGGAAAAGAUUUGCUUUACAGUGAUGAUAAGCCUGAUCCCAGAUAUGAAGACCCAUAGGUAUUUAAGCCUGCUGGGCCAAAUCACCCGAGUCUUAUGUCACGGCUCACUGAAAGUGUUGAUGACCUGAGCUUGAACCCAGCCGUUAAGUCUUGGCAUCCCCUACACCUUAAUGAAACCUUGAGUUUUUGGGAUCAAAUGAUAUUGAUCAUGUUUGCCAAUGAUUUAUGAGCUUGAUAUAUCUGUUAGUUUGACCUGGGUCUUUUAUUUUGUGGUCAUCAUGUUGUACUGUAAGUGUAUCUGUUAACAUGAAUGCAGUUUAAAAAGACCUCAGCAUUUGUGAAGAACUUAUUUGUUUCUUAAGUAAAGCCCCCCCCCAAAAAAAAAAAAAAGAUUUACCCCAGCAGAGCUUGCAUCAGGUUCUAAGAUACUUCUCCAGUCUAAUGAUUUAGUAUAAGGGUUCAGGAUCACAGCAAAUAGAUUUUUUAAAAUCUUUCUCAUACUAAAAAAAAGAAUAACGGGACAGCAAGCAUUUUGCCCAUUGUUAAUUGAAUAUUACAUGACCCAAAGAUCAUCAUUCAACUGCUCAAAAUUCUUUUUAUAAAUCUUGAAGAUUCACAAUUCAUUCAGUCCCUCUGUGAUUAAAAACAUUUUUCUUACGUUUCCUGUUCAAAUUUUGGCUUCUGUCAUUAAAGACUGACCUCUCUCGUUUGCACUUACAAUGAUUUCCGAAAUGAUUUCCACAAUCUUCACCUUGAACGGACCAAGUUUUGCACUGUAGACAUUUACUGUAGUGGGACUGGCUUCAAGCAGUUGGAGUUUGCCAGUUCUUGUAAUUUUUGUGAGGAUUGCUUUAUUUCUCUGAGGUGCCAAUAAAAUUCACCUAUAGCAAC
Molecule: messenger RNA, 5045 nt
Organism: Syngnathoides biaculeatus (alligator pipefish)
Lineage: Eukaryota; Metazoa; Chordata; Actinopteri; Syngnathiformes; Syngnathidae
Gene: grin3a
Product: glutamate receptor, ionotropic, N-methyl-D-aspartate 3A
Exons: 10
Coding region: 16-3720 (1234 amino acids)
Biological process (GO): modulation of chemical synaptic transmission; synaptic transmission, glutamatergic; ionotropic glutamate receptor signaling pathway
Cellular component (GO): postsynaptic membrane; plasma membrane
Molecular function (GO): NMDA glutamate receptor activity; transmitter-gated monoatomic ion channel activity involved in regulation of postsynaptic membrane potential
Source: RefSeq, a predicted model, not a curated record